UAUCAACAAUACAUUUUCAGGUUAUUUUCAGGACAGUUGAGUUAAAAUUAUACAACUGUGACCUGUGACUUUGUUGUUUCAAACAUAUUAAUUGUUGAUAUCUCACGUUAAAUAGAUACAGAAAAUUAUUGCUAAAAUGCGGUCUUCUUUUAGAUUUAUAAGAUGUUACACUACUUCGACUAAUAGUAACAAUUUUGCAGAAGAAAUGAAGAAAAAUUUUAUAGCCGCAAAUCCUUUUCAAAAAGCAAUAUUAACUGUUGGUUCAGCAGCUAUUUCCUUAUUAAAUCCUCAUCGAGGUGACAUGAUUGCUUGUUUAGGUGAAGUCACUGGAGAAAGCGCUCUAAUACACAUGCAACAAAAAAUAUCUGAGACACAAGAAGGUUCUGAAAUACUCAAAGAGAAGCCGCGCAUUAAUUCUAAAACUGUUUGUUUUGAUAAACUGGCUCAAAUGCCAGAAAACACACUAGGCCGUGUUUACGCGGAUUUUAUGACUGACAAUAAUAUAACGGCGGACUCUCGUUUACCAGUACAAUUUAUUGAAGAUCCUGAGUUAGCAUAUGUGAUGCAACGUUAUAGAGAAGUACAUGAUUUAGUUCAUGCUACUUUGUUUAUGAGAACAACCAUGCUAGGAGAGGUUACAGUGAAAUGGGUUGAAGGUAUACAAACUAGGUUGCCCAUGUGCAUCAAUGGUGGGAUAUGGGGAGCAGCCAGACUAAAGCCCAAACAUCGCCAGUUAUAUCUGAAAUAUUACUUGCCCUGGGCCAUCAAAACUGGAAACAAUGCCAAAUUCUUGCAAGGUAUUUAUUUUGAGAAAAGAUGGGACCAAGACAUAGAUGACUUUCACAAGGAAAUGAAUAUUGUGCGACUGGUGAAGAAAUGAUUUUGUUGUAAAUAACUUUAAAGCUAUAUUUAUAGAAUGUAUAGAUUAGUUCUGAUAACAGAAACUGUGAUGUGUGCAAUGUCUUAUGAUAGUAAAACUUAUUGUAGAAAAUAAAUAAUAUUUUUUUUUCUGUAA
Molecule: messenger RNA, 1015 nt
Organism: Spodoptera exigua (beet armyworm)
Lineage: Eukaryota; Metazoa; Arthropoda; Insecta; Lepidoptera; Noctuidae
Source: the annotation of a GenBank genome assembly